Molecule: messenger RNA, 2163 nt
Organism: Lutra lutra (Eurasian river otter)
Lineage: Eukaryota; Metazoa; Chordata; Mammalia; Carnivora; Mustelidae
Gene: CDK2
Product: cyclin dependent kinase 2
Biological process (GO): protein phosphorylation; regulation of G2/M transition of mitotic cell cycle; signal transduction
Cellular component (GO): cytoplasm; cyclin-dependent protein kinase holoenzyme complex; nucleus
Molecular function (GO): cyclin binding; cyclin-dependent protein serine/threonine kinase activity; ATP binding
Source: RefSeq, a predicted model, not a curated record
AGAGAUACACUCCGUUCCAUCCGACCUGGGGCCGCAGAGCUGGGCGGGUUUCCCCCUCCUCCACUCCCCGAGAGCCGGGGCCCGCCUUUUGCAGGGUUCCCAGGCCCCAGCUCCAGGGCCGGGCUGACCCGACUCGCUAGCGCUUCAUGGAGAACUUCCAAAAAGUGGAAAAGAUCGGAGAGGGCACGUACGGAGUUGUGUACAAAGCCAAAAACAAGGUGACGGGAGAAGUGGUGGCGCUUAAAAAAAUCCGCCUGGACACUGAGACGGAGGGUGUACCCAGUACUGCUAUACGAGAGAUCUCUCUGCUUAAGGAGCUUAACCACCCUAACAUUGUCAAGCUGCUGGAUGUCAUCCACACGGAAAACAAACUCUACCUGGUUUUUGAGUUGCAUCAGGAUCUGAAGAAAUUUAUGGAUGCCUCUGCUUUGACUGGCAUUCCUCUUCCCCUCAUCAAGAGCUAUCUGUUCCAGCUGCUCCAGGGCCUAGCCUUCUGUCAUUCUCAUCGGGUUCUGCACCGAGACCUCAAACCUCAGAAUCUGCUUAUCAAUGCAGAGGGGGCCAUCAAGCUAGCAGACUUUGGACUAGCCAGAGCCUUUGGAGUCCCUGUUCGUACUUACACCCACGAGGUGGUGACCCUGUGGUACCGAGCACCUGAAAUCCUUCUGGGCUGCAAGUACUACUCCACAGCUGUAGAUAUCUGGAGUCUGGGCUGCAUCUUUGCUGAGAUGGUGACCCGCCGGGCCUUAUUCCCUGGAGAUUCUGAAAUUGACCAGCUUUUCCGGAUCUUUCGGACUCUGGGGACCCCAGAUGAAGUGGUUUGGCCAGGAGUUACUUCUAUGCCUGAUUAUAAGCCAAGUUUCCCCAAGUGGGCCCGGCAGGAUUUUAGCAAAGUUGUUCCUCCCUUGGAUGAAGAUGGACGGAGCUUGCUAUCGCAAAUGCUGCACUACGACCCCAACAAGCGGAUUUCGGCAAAGGCAGCUCUGGCUCACCCUUUCUUCCAGGAUGUGACCAAGCCAGUACCCCACCUUCGACUCUGAUGUCUUUCCUCCAGCCCCUACCCCAAGUCUUACCCUCUCCUCCAGAGGGCCCUCAUUUGGCUUGGCCCUGGGCUAUUUGCCCUCUGUUCUGGUCUGGCUGCCUUCACACCUACCUCCCCCUCUUAGCCAGCCAACUCGGGAUAUAAGGGGUAGAGGGGAGAAACAGGUGAAAAUGAAAGGAAGCUUCAGUAUUAGAUGCACUUAAGUCCCUCUACCACCCUCUCCCCCUCCUCUUAGUCAUUGCUGAGGAAGGCUGGUAUUUAAAAAAAAAAAAAAAAGGACUGACUCUUUCUCUCACCCCGCCCCCCACAUAGGGUUUGCCAUCCCAAUCUCUGAAAGCCCUGAAAUUAUUAUUUCCUGUGUUUAAGAUGACAGACACAUCAAUCCUUCUGCGGCCACUGUGUAAGACCAACUGAUAGCAGAGGACCUAAGUUGGAACUUUUGAAAACCAAGCAAAACAAAAACAUAGGGAGGGCCCUGUUUUAAAGAAUUAGGUUAAAAAAUAGACCAGCCAGUUUAUACCCUAGUUAUAGUGUUUCAUCUCACCUAACAGUCUAGGAGACUCAAGACUCCCAGUCUCUGUAGCCCUGAUGGGACUACAGUAGAAAUGAUUGCCCCUAGUCCCCCUAUCUGUCCCUCCUAUGGGCAAGAGGUGUCUAGGAAACUCUAGGACAGGGACUGUGCUUUACCGUGGCCUUAUGAGGCAAGGAAAAGUUGUCUGAAUGUUUCUCUUCCUUUUAAGAUUCUUAGUUCUUAAUGUCCUAGGUCCCAUCUUCCUCUGAAGGCCAACCCCCACGGGAGUGGAAAUUAGGGUUUAGACAUCAUUUUGAGAAUGCUGACACUUUUUUAGGGCUGGGACUGAAUGAGGGCAUUGGGAAAAUUUUUUUCUUUAAAAGAAGGAUGAACAAUUAUAUUUAUAUUUCCUUCAGGUUAUAGUCGUUUUUUAAGUGGGAAUGGGUGGAUGUGUUACCAUGUGCACCUUGGGAUUUUGUAAUGCAAAUGUUUAAAAAGAGUAUUUUUUCCUUUUUAUGGUUUUGUCUCUCCUUCUCCCACCUCUUCAAGUGUUCUUGCUAUUAACGUUAUUUGUAAUUUAGUUUGUAAUCAUUAAAAACAAAAGUUCCUA